Molecule: messenger RNA, 420 nt
Organism: Aplosporella prunicola CBS 121167
Lineage: Eukaryota; Fungi; Ascomycota; Dothideomycetes; Botryosphaeriales; Aplosporellaceae
Exons: 2
Coding region: 1-420 (139 amino acids)
Biological process (GO): mitochondrial translation
Cellular component (GO): ribosome; mitochondrial small ribosomal subunit
Molecular function (GO): small ribosomal subunit rRNA binding; structural constituent of ribosome
Source: RefSeq, a predicted model, not a curated record
AUGAUCAAGGAAAACAAGGCCGUCACUCAGAGUGAAAUACAAGCCUCGUGGCUGCGCCAGGACCUCGAGAAGCAGAUGCCGCGUCGCUGGACGGCUGGUGACGUUUACGCGCCGCACGAUAUCUCUCCCGUCGAGUCGACUAAGUGGCGGCGCAAGAGGACCACGCCGAGCUUGGAUGCGUUUGAUACGCUGGCGUUGGAUCCGCUCAAGGAGUACAAGAACUUCUCCGUCAUGUCCGAGUACAUGACCGAAAUGGGCCGGAUCAAGCAUUCAAAGGUCACUGGUCUGCGUCCCGUCAACCAGCGCCGCGUCGCGAAGGCCAUCCGGCGCUCAAUCGGCAUCGGCAUCAUGCCGAGCGUCCACAUCCACCCGGAACUCAUCAAGUCGUCCGUCGGCCAACUUACUGGCAAGAAGUUGUAA